CCACAUCUGUCAGCUAUUGACCUGCAUGAAAGAGUCACAGUGAACUUACACAACAGCCUGCCAACAAUAGUCAGGUUUGUGACUGUUAGGAGAGGAAAAUGCUCAUCUAAUGUUUGUUUCCAAGAUUGGAUUUUACCCCAGGGAAGCUAUGCCUAAUGAAAAUGAAGACAAAGUCAUGAAAGCUUGCCAUAUUUGUUCUAGGGCAUCUUCAUGCCAGCACACGUUUGCCCCUUCCGCCAGAAUGAAGAAACCAGGCUCUUAUGUCAGAGACCUACACUGGUUGCAUAUACUGCUGGUCGUCAUACUGUCAGGUCAAGCUUCCUGUAAUCACACCUCCACUGCUCCUUCUUCCACUCUCCCUCUUCCUACAACAACUGCACAGACUUCAGCAGUAAACUACUUUCUCGAAGUCACCGUGGAUGUCACUGGAGUGACGAAGAAUGAAUCAGAAAUUAAGGAGUGGCUUAACCAAGUGUUCCAAAACAGGCUGGGCAGCUGUGUGUCUCCAACAACUGCCACACCUACCUCUCCACAAACAACAUCUGUCAGCACCUCAAAUGAGACAACAUUCAUGACGAUAGUAGCGACAACAUUACAAGACAACAACACAACUACAGCAUCAACAUCAACAAUGUUCAAAAGCAACAACACAACUACAGCUACAGCAUCAACAUCAACAAUGUUCAAAAGCAACAACACAACUACAGCUACAGCCACAACAUCAACAACACCAACAAGCAAAACAACAACUACAGUUCCAACAUCAACAACGUUAAAAAACAAAAAAACAACUACAGCUACAACAAUCACCACAUUAGCUGCAAAGAAGAACAACAGCCUCCCUAGCAAUGGAGGAAAGAACACACCAGCAAACGGAACAAAUCCCAAUCAGCCAAACAAGCAGCGGGUGGCCCGUCAAAUUAGUAACAAUGUGACACAAACCAGUGAUCUCAGUGACAAAACAACUGACCUACUUCAAGGAAUUGAGGUUUCAUGCAUCAAAAAGACUGCAAUACUAAACACAAAGUGUUCUGUGAUGCUGCAGCUGAGGCAGGAAGUGCCUCCAUGUUGUAUUCUCCGCACUCUCUGUGCGGCCAGUAAAACUUCCUCUGACAUCUACGUGGUGGGGAAAAAAGCAGAUCGAGGAAUUCCACUACAAAACGAGUGCAAUAACAAACCACAGGUGGACAACAGUUGCACAUAUACUGGUCCCGCCAGUGCAUCAUGUGAAGAGUCUGGGGCUGCAUAUGUAGCAGAUCAAAGCAACUCAACCAACUGUAGUCGUCCAGAUGCAGCGACCAACAACUGCAGCUGCUCUGCUUACUGCAGUAGAGAUGAUUCAUACUACACUUUUCAAAUGUCAAUACAAGAUCCCAAGAUGAACUUUUCAUAUGUUUUGUCUCUGAUGUCUAAGCUAAAACAAGCACCAGAGUGCUCUCCAAGUCCAGAUUCGGCGUGUCCAUUGUCCAUCAUUGCAUCAGAGUACAAGGAUGCCAAUAUGACCUGUGUAGGUACUACAACAAAUCUGGGAAGCUGCAAAGUGAUUUUAGGCUUUAACGUGAAGGUUCCUAUCUGUACUGUGGCGGCAGCUGUGGCGAAUGUGUUACAGCCUGAAAAACAGAUCAGUUAUGAUGGAAGGGUGACUCAAGCAGCAAUAUGUGAAAAUUCAGAGGUCAGCGGCAAUCCACUGAAAUUCCCGCUCACAUGGGUUGUCAUGAACCUUACGCCUGCUACAUUUUGUAUGACAAUAAAAGAGACUGACAUCCUCACCUGUCAAAAUGGAAAUAAUGUGGUUGUAAAGCUGGAACAGCAUUGUGUUUACGAGCUCAGCCCAAAUGUGACAACCAUACAACCAAAUGCCACAGCCUCGUCUGCAAAUGUAACUUCACCCCCACUGAACACAACAGCUGCACCCCUCAAUGCCACCACUGCUGCUGCUAACAUCACGGUGACGGCAACACUCAACACAACCACAACCACGGCAAACGCAUCCAUCUCUGUGACUCCAACUACCACUGAAUCAGCUGAAAGCCAAGCCAAUGCCCUCCUUGAACUGACCAGAGACAUGUCCAAACUGAACUCCAGCCAAAUCAAUCAGCUGGUGUCUCAGCUGGAGAAUCUUUUGUCAGGGCCGACUGUCAGCCUGGCACUGGGAAACAUCUCCGUCCACAUUGUCAGCAAUCUGCUGGGUGCUUCUCCUGAAAAGCUGGCCGACUCCUCUAACAGGAUUAUAGGGAUUGUUGAUACAGUGGGGCUGAAGCUGGUCCUUGAAGACAAGCCUGAGACCCUCCUGUCUUCAGCUGUGGCUUUGUCUGUGAAACCAGCAGAUGGCACUAACUUUCAGGAAACAUUUUUUUCCAUCUCAGACCCAAGUAACGUACAGGUCCGUGGGGAUCCCAGGCCGAGGAGGAGUUCGAGAGCACACUCCUCCGUCCCUCAGGGCUCCAUUAGGCUGCCCCCCACUCUCACACAGGACCUGAGCUCUGAGGAACAGCAGCAGGCCUCCAGAGUCCAGUUCAAUUUCUACCAGAGGAGCACCGUGUUCCAGGACAGAUCUCUGGGACAACGCAAACUUAACAGUGGGAUCCUGGGGGCAAGCGUGGCCAACUUGUCGAUCUCAGGGCUGAAAGAUGAUGUUGUAAUUCAUUUGAGGAACAAUGAGCCGGUUCCAGCAAAUUUUGUGGCUACAUGUGUUUUCUGGGACUUUACACGCAAUAAUGGGUCAGGUGGCUGGAAUCCUAAUGGCUGCUCAGUCCAAAACAGCACAGACAAUGAGACAAUUUGUGGCUGUGACCAUUUAACCAGCUUCGCUAUCCUGCUGGACCUUUCCAGGAAGCCUGUAACCAAUCGUGUCCAGGCCACCAUCCUCACCUUUAUCACAUAUAUUGGCUGUGGAAUCUCUGCCAUCUUCCUGUCCAUCACCCUCCUCACCUACCUGGCCUUUGGGAAGUUGCGCAAGGAUAUUCCCUCCAAAAUCCUGAUCCAGCUGUGCCUGGCUCUGCUGCUGCUGAACUUGGUCUUCCUGGUGGAUGCUUGGCUGGCGCUUUACCCAGAGGCCGUGGGCCUCUGCAUCUCCACUGCCUGGUUCCUCCACUACUUCCUGCUGGUCACCUUUACCUGGAUGGGACUCGAGGCCGUUCACAUGUACCUGGCCCUCGUGAAAGUCUUCAACAGCUACGUGUCACGCUACAUGCUUAAGUUCUCGCUGGUCGGCUGGGGCAUCCCGAUGAUUGUGGUCAUCAUAGUCAUUGCCAUCAACAGGGAUAACUACGGCCUUGUCUCCUAUGGAAAGUUCCCUGACGGCACCAGUGAUGACUUCUGCUGGCUGAAAAAUGACAUUGCCUUCUAUGUGGCUGUGGUGGCCUAUUUCUGUGUCAUUUUUCUCUUCAACCUCAUAAUGUUCAUUGUGGUGCUGGUCCAGCUGUGUCGGAUAAAGAGGCAGAACCCUCACAAUGUGCAGCACCGCAGCACAAUGCAGGAUGUGCGCAGCGUGAUGGGGAUAACCAUCCUCCUGGGCCUCACAUGGGGCUUUGCCUUUUUUGCCUGGGGGCCCGUUAACCUGCCAUUCAUGUACCUCUUUGCCAUCUUUAACUCCUUGCAAGGUUUCUUUAUAUUUGUGUUCCACUGUGCGGUGAAGGAAAAUGUGAGGAGGCAGUGGAGGGUCUACCUGUGCUGUGGCAGAAUGAGACUGGCAGAGAACUCCGAAUGGAGUCGCACUGCAACACAGAAAACUGUGAAGAAGUCAUCAGUGACCAGACUGACGUCUCUUCAUUCCUCAAAGUCAUCCCAGUCCAAUAAUUCAUCUGGCUCCACUUCUUGUCUUGUCAGUGACUCUUCAGAGCAGAUUAAUGGCAUCAGUAGUCCAUUUGAAGACAGAACAAUCACAGCUGAUGAAGACCCCAGUAUGGACGUGAUCCUCAACGAGAUCAACAGGCAAUACAGAACCCAACAGGCUCCCUGAUCCAAAAAGACAGAACAGACUGUUUAAUGGCUCUUAUUUUGAAAUACAUGUAUAUAAUGUAAAUUAAUAGAGUAAUUUAUGUAUUAUAUAAUUAAACAGGCAAUGUAAAUCCUAAAUUAUACAUAGCACUUGAUUUUUACACACUUUUACAUUCAUUUAUUCACUUCGGACUGAAACUGAAUUACUUUGCACAGUGAUAUUAUCACUAUAACUAGUCAUAUUCCUAUGGUAUGUAGCAUACACUGAUGCUAACCCAUCGUGAGCAGGUUAACAUCAGGACAAGCGAACAGACUGACAUCAGUCCAGUCUAACACGUUAGAUUCAAUAAUGUUAGGUAAUUUCACAUAAUAGGUAUUGCUGCCUGCAAGCAACACUCAAAUAAUAGUUAAUUAAAUUGACUUAGCUGCAGAAGCCCCGUUGCUUCAUGUUUGGAUGACCUAAAUUUGGUGGACAGAUUGGCAACAAAGUUGAGCUCAAUAAACACCUCAAGUUAAAAAACUAACAUCUAUAAAAUAAAGUUUAAAUGAAGAACUAAAGAGCAAAUCCCCUUUCACUCUGCUCAGUAUUCAGGUUUUUGACUGUAAAGGACAGCAGAGUCAAAGAAAGAGAGUUAGGAAGCAGUCUAAGUUCAUCCUGUGGGGAACAUGAGUCUAGAUUUUCAGUUAGGGUAAAAAAAAGUAUUGGACCAAGACUUAUGUCCCUAGAAGGAUGAAACAAAUGGUGAAAAUGAUCCACGACAAAAUGAUUCACGCCCAGGCAUGUAUCAGGUAGAACUUUGCAUUAAAUGUGAUGAAUACUGUAACUGUGUAGGUGUACCAUAGCUGUACAGGGCCUUAGUAUUACAUUAUAAGGGCUGCCUGUACAUCUGUGAGAAUAUGACUGAGAGUUACUACUAAACUCAAGCAGCUAAUGAAGCUUGAGUGAAACAGGUGAAGCCAUUGAAGUUCUUACUGAGGUAUAUUCUUUUGGGAAUUAUCUUGUACUGUGAUAUUUUUUGAUUGUGGUAUUUUAAAAAAUUAUAACAGAAAGUGUUUUAAAACUUGACCAAGAGAUACACAACAGCAUGAAAUACAAUUGUCAUUUAGCCAUAGUAUAAUUUAAAGAUGCGACUAAUGAUACUUCCCAUCACAGAUUCAUCUGAUUGUUCCCCUUCUAUUGUUUAACCAUUUGAACAAUAAAAAGUUCUCAGAGCCCAGAGUGAUAUUUAGUCUACCAUCGUAUAAGACGAAGAAUAGGUGAAAAUCUUCACUUCAACAACCAAUAUUUUGCUUUGUGUGUAUCAUUUCAGUCUGGGAUAUUUGAAAAAAAAAAAAGACAAGACAUUUUCCCCCCUAAACAUUUUAAUUGUAGAUGGUCAAAAAAUUAUCUCAAGUGGGACAGAACAGCAUUUGGUGAAAUUAUAUAGAAUAAAUAAAUGUAAUUGAGUCCCACAGGGUUGAUCACGCAUAAACGUGCUUUGUACUGUAUAUGCAAGCUACAUUCACUGUCCUUUACAUGCACCUAAUACAGUCUUAAAAAACUUAAAAUAUAUCAGGAGAAACCAAGGUGCUAAUAAAACAUGACAUAAAAACAGCACAAGCACAGAGGUGGCAUUAAAGUGGUGGAAUUGUUUCCCUUUUAAAACACAUUUGGACUUCAACACUUCAGUCUCACUGGGCAUGAUCACAUUGCCUUGAUACAACCUGAAAGAAUCAAAUCACAUUUGAGCGGCGGUAACAAAAACAGAGCUUAAAGUGACUCAGUUCAGCCGGGCUGAGUCUAUAGAUUGGCCUAUCACACGAUUUGAGCUUGUAACUCAAGAAAAAAAAAAAAAAAAAAAAAAAACUAAAGAAAACAA
Messenger RNA from Lates calcarifer (barramundi perch), 5798 nucleotides. Its product is annotated as adhesion G-protein coupled receptor G2. Gene Ontology annotation, cellular component: membrane. The coding region runs from base 110 to 3961 and encodes 1283 amino acids. Gene Ontology annotation, biological process: cell surface receptor signaling pathway; adenylate cyclase-activating G protein-coupled receptor signaling pathway. The transcript has 30 exons. The record is from RefSeq and is a predicted model, not a curated record. NCBI's taxonomy places the organism in Eukaryota, Metazoa, Chordata, Actinopteri, Centropomidae. Gene Ontology annotation, molecular function: G protein-coupled receptor activity.